GGUCUGCUGCUUGCCGCGCUGCCUCCGCAGAGCAUGGCUUGGCUGGGCUGGCUGCUGCGGAUUCGAGCGCUGGUAGUAACCUUCGCCGCUUCUUCUUGCAGGGCCCUGAGCAGCGUCUUUUACUGGUGUGGGGCUAGGCAUCGCUUUCACCGAAUGCCCAUGGCUUUGGCGGGUCCGCUGCUGUUCCGUAUCGGAUAUAAUCUCUAUGCCCACACCCGCCUGGGCUACCUGUUCUACAAGCGUCAAGUGAAGAAAGCACGGGAACGUUAUCCCCAGGGGCACUCAGUGCCCAAGCCUGUGGUAUUCAGUGGAGUGAAGAUCCUGCCCAUCCCUGUCUUGUCCAAUAACUACAGUUACCUUGUGAUUGAUACUGGCUCGAACUGUGCUGCAGCUGUGGAUCCCUCUGACCCGUUGGCUGUACAGUCAGUCAUUGAGGAACAGGGGGUGACGCUGGAGGCCAUCCUAUGCACUCACAAACAUUGGGAUCACAGUGGGGGUAAUGCAGCGCUGCGGCGGCGGCACAGCUCCUGCAGAGUCUAUGGCAGCAGCUAUGAUGACAUCCCUGAACUGACAGACCCCCUCUCGGACAAAGAGACCAUUGUGAUAGGGCGUCUGAACUUCAAGGCCCUCUUCACUCCAGGACACACUGUGGGGCACAUGGUCUAUGUGCUGGAUGGGAAACCUUUCGAAGGGCCAGCCUCUCUCUUCUCAGGAGACCUCCUUUUCCUCUCUGGCUGUGGUCGAAUAUUUGAAGGGGCACCAGAAACGAUGCUGGCAUCUCUAGACACAGCAGCUGGCCUUGCUGAAGACACAUUGCUUUGGCCAGGGCAUGAGUAUGCCUUAGAGUGUUUAAUGUUUGCAAGCCUUCUGGAGCUGGAGAACCCUUUCCUGGAGCAGAAACUACAGUGGGCACAUCAACAGCGAGCUGAGAAGAGAAGCACGUGUCCUUCCACCAUCGGUGAGGAGAAACAAUACAAUCCCUUCCUGCGGACACACUCCCAAGAGGUGCAUGAAGCUAUGGGCCUGCAGCGCCAAAGGGAUGAGGACUGGGACAUCUUCCGGGCCCGGGUGCUGAAAGAAGUGCGACUGCGGAAGGAUGCCUUCAAAGCAAACUAGCCAUUGGGGGUGGUAUCAGGCUGGAGCAGAGUGUACCCACAUGCAGGGGCCAGGACUGGCCUCUGCAAGGAGAAGUCUGACCACAAAAUGGGCUCUACGCUACUGAAGAGGGAUCUACUUGGAUGCUGAUCUCCCCCACGACGGGAAGUGAAAUGGUGAAAAUGAAGGUUGAAGCUCAUUUCUUGAGCUCCGCAUCCCCCAGAAGGUGGUGUUGGUGCUGUUUACCCAUGUAGCUUGAAGAUUGGGGCUUGCAGCUUUUCAGAAAAAAGUGUUUGUCUCAUGGAAGAUGUAGUGGAUCUCUUUAAAAGCCAGUUGUGCUUUGAUGGCUCCAUGUGCCCUGUUGUCCUGCAACUCGCUUGCUGUGGGGUGAAAUGGAGGUGGAGAUGGGGGUGGGGGUGGAGAGGGAUGGAGCUGUAAAAGGCUAACCCUGGGAAGAGCUGAAAUAUGAACGUUUAUUUUCUGUGUGUAUGUGUGUGUUGUUGUUGAGUAUGCCUGCCUAUUUGCUAGCUCAGGGGCAUCUCUUGGGUCAUCUUAUAAGCACAAUUCCAACACUGUGUACUCAUCUGGAGAGACGGGUGCACACAUGUGAAACUGAGGCCCUGUUUGGUCUUCCAUCUCUUGCCUGGCACAUCAGAAGGAGCUUCCCCCGUUUCCUAUUCCCCAAGAACUUCACCCAAGUUUAUUCUUGGGCAAAUAAGCACCUUUUUUAAAGACCACCUACAUCCAAGGAUAGAAGAUCCUACCCUUCCAGAUCUUCACCUUGGUCCUUCUUCUCAUCUGACUCCUGUUAAUAUUUUUUCUUUUCGGCUGUCUCUACAGUUGAGCAGAUGGGUAUACAUAUUCCUAGACACUAGGCCAGCUUGGAUUUGUGCUCCAUGUACUUGGGGAAAAAAGAUACCCAGGCUUGUGAGGCAAUGCACCUCGCAUUUUUCCCACUGCUUCUCAAAGCACAAGCUCUUAGCAGGAAUGCCUAGAGUUUAGGUCAACAAUGGCUCUGCUUCCCACAGAAGCAGGAGAAUGGAGCCAAGGAGGCAUGCCGCCACCACCUCCUACCUCUUGAGAAUAUGUUCCCACCAGUCCCCAGAGGGUGGCCUUCUGUAGGAUUGCGGCCCUGGGCUUCUGCUGGGAAGAAGGGUGGGAUAUAAAUCGAAUAAUAAAUAAAUAAAUAGGAUACAUGGCUUCCUUCCCCUGGUGUCACAUGCCAGUUGUUUUUAGAAGAGACUGUUAACAUUGUGGGGGUGUUAAGUGACACUCAGUCCUCAGCACUGUGGCCAUGUGGUUGGUAUUUAUGCACAUAAAGUAUGUUAAAUUUGGCUCCUUCUGUCCCCUAGUGUCUGUCAGCAGUAUAGUGCAAAGCUGUCAUCGGGAGAGCCCAAAAAGAUUGUUAACUUCUUAAAAACUCAUCAGAGAUUAAAUAAAAUAGUAAAUCCCAUGAUACAGUUUAUUCUCCUGUGCUUUUUAUUUUGGUACUCUUUACAUUCCAAUGUAUUCUCCAACUUGGACACUACAAAUGUUUGACUGUUUUGCAAAGUCUUGAAACGUGUGGGUUUUUUUUAAAAAAAAAACACCUCUUCCUGUCAAAUUUUAAUAGAACUACUGUUUCAAUUUGCACCUUUAGUUCUUGUGUCAAAUGUUGAGGCUUUGUGGUGUCAGAAAAACAAAACUGAAAAUGCAGGUUUAAUGCUAUGUGUGGUGCGUUUAACCUCAAGUGGGCAAAAAAUGUAUUUCUUAAAGCCUCUCAACGGUUGGUAAUAACUUUGAAAUCAAUCUUUUUGCAUUGUGAAAUGGACACCUAUACUGCUUAACUCUGCAGGAAGGAAGAUAAAGACUGGACCACAGAGCCCAUCACAUUCAGGCUGCAAUCAUUAAUAUUUAUAUACCACUUAAUAUGCUAAAUCCCUAAAUGGUUUACAAAAAACAUAAUAGUAUCAUAAAAUGAAAUUACAAAGAAAUACAUCAGUAAAACCAGAGAAUCCAUCAAUAAAACAUUGUUAAAUAUCAAUAAAUAAUAAAACAGCAAUAUGGUGCACACACACAAUCCUAUACAUGCUGCAGUAUUGCACGCCAGCACACUAAACUCAAGAGUGCUGUUCCUGCUUCUGCCUUCUUAAAAAGGUGGUAAAUGGCUAGCAAUAAACUUGUUUAACCACUUGGUGUUAAAAUACACUAAAGUGGUAAAUAUGCUCUUAGGAAAUUGAGCAAUGAAGAAAGACAAACCUGUGAUACAAUAUUUGGUUACUCUGUAUGGUAAUAUUGACCUAGUAUCUUAUUAACAGAAAACUGACACAUAUUCUAAAACACAUUUAGGCUGCAAUGCUAAACACAUUUACAAAGGAGUAAGCCCUAUUGAAUACAGAGGGACUUACUCCUGAGUAGAUAUGCCUAGGAUCGCUCUGUAUUAAAACACAAAAGCUGAGCACUGGUGGAAGGAAGGGUUACCCACAAGAGCUCAGGCAUAAAAACAGGUAUGGUGUUGCUACAGUCUCAUGUGAUUUUGGAAUGAAAACUGGAUCUUCAGGCCCGAGAGUCAAAAACCUCCCCAUCUGUGUCCCUACGGUGGAGAGUGGGGAAUCUUUCAGCUGGGGCCACAUUCCCUCAUGGGCAGACUUCUGGGGGCCACAUACCAGUGGUGGUGGGAGGGGCUAGAGGCAGGAGUGGGCAGAGCAAUAGAUGUGCUUCUUACCUUUUGUACAGGAAGCUACAUUCUAACCAUGUAUAACCAGAAUUUGUAUACAUCCUGCCCCUUCCUCCCUGCUUGAGUACGUCUUUUAAAAAUUCAGAUUCAAAGAGAUUUCACAACUGAUCGGUAGAUCAACACACACACCCCAGGUGUAGCUAAUGGAAACGCUUUGAUCUGGCUACUAGUGUGUUUACAGCCCAGAUCUACCCUCUUGUGUGCGUCUGCAAUGCACUUGUCUCUGAAACUUUUUAAAAAGACACUCCGUGGAGAAACUGACAUGCCUUUCUAGCAAGGUAUUUUCUUCCCCACUCCAUUCCAGAAAUUUAUAUCCUGUACUAUGCGGAAUGGAUCAUAUGGGGGGGAUGUUUGGGGAGGAUUGUGCAAUGAGAAAUGGGGAGUUGGGUACAGCGCACUUCUCAGGCUAGCAAAUUUCUCCUCCAUGCCAGCAGGCAAGGAACAUUAUCAGAGUUUAAGACCACAUUCCAGCCAGGGAAAAGAGAACUUAGGGUGAAGGGCAGGGCCUAUGAGGAGUGUGGCUUUGGAGAGGCAGAGUAGCCAGGGAAGAGUCUUGAGGACCAGACAGAGAGAUCUGGAGGGCUGCUUUCAGCCCCUAGGCCUGCAUUUCCCUACCCCACCCUAGUAGAGGGACUGCCAGUGAAGAGUACAGGAUAACUCUGCCUUCACUCUGGUCUGAAAACUAAAGGCUACUGUCCCUGGAUUCACUGGAGCACAAUGUGCAGCCCAGUUGUGCUUGUUUACUUGGAAGCAAGUCAUGCUAUUAAAUAGGGCUUACUACAAGUUAACAUGCACAGAUUUACAAACUAUUGGAUUAUUCCCCCCUCCCCUUCUCUCAAAGCCUGCUGCUGUUCCACAAGUGCAGGCUUGUAAAUUGUUUUUGUGUGAGGAGAGGCAGCAGGAGGCUGUGAGUUUUGUUUUGUUAGUAAUAUGUUCUCUUGGUGAUGGGGAAAGUGACUUUGGUCACACAACCUGCCCAGGGGCCUCUGCUGUGUUGCCUGGCGAUGCGCUGGAAGCAGCAGAACAGUGGGCGUGUUUCUACCCCUAGCUACUUUACUCUUUUUACACUCUUUAUUUUUAAUUUUUAUCUUUUGAGUCCUCCUAGUAUCACUCCCCCAUAUAUCUCAGCAUAUAUAUAUACACCUGUCUGUCUAUAUAUGCAUAUUGUAUUUUAUGUGUUUUAAUUGUACUUCAUGUAUUUUAAUUUACUGUAAUGUUUUGUGUUUUUGUGUAUAAUUUUGUUGUGUGUGUGUGUGUGUGAUUUUAUUGUAAGCCGCCCGGAGUGCCCUAUUGUAGGGUAGAAUGACGGGAUAUAAAUAUUUUAAAUAAAUAAAUAAAUUUGAAUAGGACAGUGGGGAAUGCCCUGCUGCUAAAGAUUAAAAAAUAAAAUGGUGUACUAAAAGGCAUGUGCAUAAAUCAAUAUGGUGCUGCACUUCUUAGGCUGGACCAUUUCACAAUGCAUAUGAAGAAACUGCGUAUUUCAAAUGGUCCUCUAUAAGUGAAAAGCUAGCGCAUCAGGGAGAAGGCUGAGCAAAAAUCCUUUUGACAUGCUGGAGUUUUUUUAAUAUGGUGAAGUAUUCAGAUAUGCAAUUCUCCUCCCUCUCCAGGAUCAUUUGGCACAGUCAAAGGAAUGUCCUAAAU
Molecule: messenger RNA, 5452 nt
Organism: Rhineura floridana
Lineage: Eukaryota; Metazoa; Chordata; Lepidosauria; Squamata; Rhineuridae
Product: probable hydrolase PNKD
Exons: 9
Coding region: 34-1116 (360 amino acids)
Cellular component (GO): mitochondrion
Molecular function (GO): hydroxyacylglutathione hydrolase activity
Source: RefSeq, a predicted model, not a curated record